AUGUGCGCCUGCAACGCCAGGUUCUCGGUACACAUCCUCACACGACCAAGCGAGACCAGCAACCUCGGGUCUUGUUUUGAGCAGCAGGCAAGACAGGGCCUCAGCAUCUCCGACCUUCGUCUAUGCUGCUUCCUGAUAGAGCAUGCCAUCAACUCGGGAUCCGGGGGCAGGGCCUGGUCGGAUAUUGCAAUGACCGAGGCCCUUGUUCAGCUGAAUAGCGCAGGGCAGGCUCUUGAUAGCGACGCCGAGGCCCUGGCUGUUGUAUCUCAGUACCUCGCCGUGGCAAGAGCAAUCAUGUGUAUUGGGAACCCUGAUCUGCACUUGACGCAGCAGCGAGCUCCCCAGCACAGCCUGUCAAGUGCCACGUCUGACACGCCUGUGUGGAGGAGACUUUGGAUCAUCCUACGCAUCCAGGAACUGUGCCGCAAGCCGUUUACACAGCAGGAAACCCGACCUUGGGAUAAAGACUCGGAUUUCCGAUGCAUCCAGGAAGAGCUUGAUGGGUUCAUGACACGAUGGCCUGGGCCCUUUUCAACUGCAGUAUCAGACGCCUGUCCCAAGGAUCCGGAAACCUCCAUCGCCCUGCUGGUCAGCCACUGCAGCAUCAUCUCGCCGAACCGAACGUUUCUGCCGAUCCCUCGGAAGACGACCGGGUGUCGGGAAGGGGCACAUGUUCUGCACUGGGUUAAUUUCCCUUCAGCCCCAGACCUCUUCAUCAGGGAGCGCAUCAGUCGAUGCGAAGCCAGCGUAGCCGCCAUCUGCCUCGUCUGCAGGGAGCUCAUUGCAGAUGGUCAGUUCUUUGCACAAUCAUUCUGGAUAGGGCUUUCGUGUGUCCUCUCCGCACUGGUCAUGAUCAGCCCUCUUCACGCAGGCUCCAUGUCGGGGACCAACAUGGUUGAGAGCCUCAAGUUCACUUUCACCAUUGUCGUGUCGCUGCGGCAGUUCCUGAAGCCAGCCAAUGACUGGGUUGAAAUGCUCUUCCACCUUUACGACGCCGCUGCUUAUCUGGAUCCAGAGGGCUGUCCCGCAGAGAAUUCCUUCUUGACCUAUUUUGACCGCUAUCCGGGCAUCCAGGACAAGAUCAAGGUCCCUCUAUCCUGGAAACCCUCGCCUACCCCAUCACCACGCCAGAAACGAACUCCUCGCGACUAUGCCCGAUCGGAGGCUCCCAUGAGAGAAAGAGAAGCUCCAUGCCGGGAAGCUACUUGGAUUCAGAUCUACACGGACCAGUUGGAUCUGGACAUGGCCCUGCCAGAUCAGCUGGAAGCGGCCAACACAUCGACAGGCAGCGCUCUGGGAUGGCCUGUGCCGAAUGACGGGUUCAGUGUUGACGUGUCCGAGAUGCUGACGCUGAUCUUGAACGACAACCUGGAGCACCCGCGGGCAUCCGCAGCAAAUGAAGUUCGACGGUCACGUGUUGCCCCAAGGAUAGCCGACCCCCUUAUCAUCAACGGAAAAGCUUCCCCGCACCCACGCGCUCAAGUUCGUGUUCCCAAUCGAAUCGAAUCCAUAGCAGAAGGUGAAAGAAAUGCAGCGAGACAUAGCCACCAUCUCGAAGCGAAACGACCACGGGGCCUGCUGGACUUGCCUGAGGCGUCACGUAGAAUGCGAUGGAGGCCUGCCACGUAUGGUGUGCGUUGCCGUGGGUUUGGGGCUCAGACCCGGCUGCCGGAUGAUACCGCAUCGAGACCAAGGGCUCGGAGGAGCACAAGACGGCCCAGCAAGCCGGGAGCGUUGCCCGGCGCGUGCUCGUCACCUGUGCUACUGGCUGGCACACACUCGCAGUCGCCCUCGGCCUGGAUGCCCUGGCCCAGCCUGAACGGGAAGGACAGCUUUUUCAUGCAGCACUUCCUGCGCAAGUCCCUCCUCCUCUAUCUUACAUGGCCACUGUCUAAUAAAAUGGCAAAGAACAUCUCCAGGAUCCCGUUGGCAGUUGACUACGAUGGGAACGGGUACCGCCAGCUGCUGCCCCUCGCCAUGGAGGAGCCGGCGCUGGUGAACGGCAUCCUGGCAGUCGCAUCCUCUCACCACCACCGCUGGCAGGGUGUGCAAGAUACAGAGUCUCGAGCAUACCUCAGGGCCAGCACAGCGGCUCUGUCGAGGAGGUUCAGACAGCCCCAGCUCAUCGACACCCCCAACACCCUGGCUACCAUCCUCAACUUUGGCCAACCAGGGAUACCACGGCUCGAAUCAUGGCUGGACACAUCGCCGGGCUUGGACGAGGCUGGAGACACCAUCGACGUUCUCUUCGGCUGCUCCACUAAUCUACCACGGCUGAUGCUUGCUGCAUCCGAGCUCGAAUCGCUGCGCUCGACCGGCAAACUCUCACAGCAAGAGGCGCUCGCCAGUGCCGAAGCCUUGCAGACCAAGAUCCGACAGACGCAGAUACCGGAGGGAUCUGAACCAUCCCUGGGAGUCAUAUACCAGUAG
Messenger RNA from Fusarium vanettenii 77-13-4, 2430 nucleotides. RefSeq lists its product as uncharacterized. The record is from RefSeq and is a predicted model, not a curated record. Lineage: Eukaryota; Fungi; Ascomycota; Sordariomycetes; Hypocreales; Nectriaceae. Bases 1 to 2430 code for a protein of 809 amino acids. The transcript has 8 exons.